Messenger RNA from Camellia sinensis, 828 nucleotides. NCBI's taxonomy places the organism in Eukaryota, Viridiplantae, Streptophyta, Magnoliopsida, Ericales, Theaceae. The record is from RefSeq and is a predicted model, not a curated record.
AUGAUGAGAGAUUGUCCAUUCAAGUCUAAGAAUGCCAAUCGCCCCGUAGUAAGUUCAGUCAGAUCUGCUUCUAUAACGAGGUCAAAUGCAAGAACUAAUGCCAUGGGUAACAUCGGGAAUGAAACGCUAAGACAAGGGAGAGUGUUCGCACUAGUGCCUGGGGAUGUACAGAAUACCGAGUCUAUGGUGUCAUGUAUAAUUUUCAGCUGUGCCCAAAAUGCAUAUGUUUUGAUAUAUUCUGGUUCUAAACACUCAUUUGUGUUGUAUGCCUUUUCUCAGAAAUUAACUAGACUUUUAGAACCCAUGAGUUAUUUAUUAUCUGUAUCUAUGCCAUAUGGGGGUUCUAUAGCAUGUGCUUAUGUUUAUCCGGCAUGUGAUAUUAUGAUUGGUGAUGUGAUGUUGUACGUUGAUUUAUUGCCAUUGGGUAUUGAUCAUUUUGACUGCAUACUGGGUAUGAACUGGUUGACGAAGUACUGUGCAACUAUUGAUUGUGUGAAUAAAUUUGUUGUGUUUCGUCCACCUAGGUUACCAGAAUUAGUGUUUGUUGGGAAUGUGGUAGUUCCUCUCCUAUAUUUGAUUUUUCCCAUGAAAGCUGUUAAACUGCUUAGGAAGGGAUGUAGGGGUUAUAUAUGUUGUGUUUUGACUGAGACUUUUGCUAGUUCUAAUGUGGAAACUAUUCCUGUUGCUUGUGAAUUUUCCGAUGUGUUUCCGAAAGAAUUGCCUGGGGCCUUAAUUGAUAGAGAAAUUGAAUUCACCAUUGAUGUAAUACCCGGAACACAACCAAUUUCAAAAACCCCAUACCGGAUGACAACUUCUGAAUUUAAAUAA